Uncinocarpus reesii 1704 is the source of this 1395-nucleotide messenger RNA. RefSeq lists its product as uncharacterized. NCBI's taxonomy places the organism in Eukaryota, Fungi, Ascomycota, Eurotiomycetes, Onygenales, Onygenaceae. Gene Ontology annotation, molecular function: ubiquitin binding; cysteine-type deubiquitinase activity. The record is from RefSeq and is a predicted model, not a curated record. The transcript is spliced from 3 exons. The coding region runs from base 1 to 1395 and encodes 464 amino acids. Gene Ontology annotation, biological process: protein deubiquitination.
AUGGCUGACGCAACGUUGCCUCCUGCCGCCAGGAUUGUGCCCGUCAUGGCGCGUGCAAGGCCCAAGGCACAGUCCGCUGGCCAGAGCGCGCUUUCCUCCCGCCGGAACUCGGCCGCGGAGAUCGAAGUGUCCGAUCAGCGUCUGAAGGAGCGCCUGGAGGAGCUGAAUUGCUACCCAGCCGAGACCACUGGGGAUGGCAAUUGCCUGUUCUACUCGCUGUCGGACCAGCUGUACGGCACCCCAGACCGGCACGACGAGGUCCGCCGGCGCUUGGUGGACCACAUCCGCGAGCACCGAGACGCCUUCAUCCACUUUGUCGACCUCGGUCCUAACCGGCCCCGAUCUACACGAGAGGCCUCUCGGCAGGCAAACAGAUUGUUCGGCGGUGUUGGCUCGGUUCCGAGCACGGAGAAGAUUGACUCGAAAUUCGAGGAUAUGCUGCUGAAGAUGGGGGAGCCACAUGAGUGGGGUGGUGCUUUUGAGCUCCAAGCCUUUUGUCAGGCCUAUGCGCGAGACAUUAUUGUCUACCAGGCCGACAAUGUACAGGAGUUCACCAGCAACCUCCACGAUGUGGAUCCGAACCGGAAGACCGUGCAUCUUGCAUUCCACGGCUACCAGCACUACUCGUCGGUCAGAAGCCUGGAUGGGCCCCGUGAAGGGUUGCCAAAUCUUCCACGGCGACUUGAGGGAGCUGACGCCCAAUUUGUUACGGAGGAAGUCAGACGGCAUUCUGUCGCGACGCAGACUUCCCCAACGUCGUUGGCCCUAGCGGAGCCAUGGAAAAUCAGCACCAUCGCCGAGGCGCUUCCUGGCCUGGACUACGACACGAUCAGGGCGGUGUUGAUGAAGUGCCGGGGAGAUAUUGAGUUUGCCUUCUCUCGUCUUCUCGAUGAUGACUUGCCCUCGUCAUCACAGUCCCCUGACACCACUACGGAUACUGAGACUUGUCCGGUCGUCCCCCAAACCCCAGCCGGACAUCUCAAUCCAGCGACUCGGGCUUAUCUGGGAGCUUCGUCAAGAUCAUCUUCCCGCCAUAGCACUGGGAGCAAACGCCCCGCCGACCUGAGUGAAGACGACGACGAGGAGCCGGUUCGAUCCGGUGUUCGCCGCCGUCGCGCUCGGGAGCGGAAGCGCCGUGUCCUACAAGAUGUGACGGUUGGGAUUUCCGUAAGGGGUGACAACAAAGAUGACGUCAUAUCCAUCCAGCUACGGGUUGAUCCGGACGCUGUGGUUGAGCCCCCAAAGAGGGCUACCACGCCGCAGGAUGACAGCGGUGAUGAUGCAGGCAGAGUUGCUGCAAUUGAAGUCCCUGACGAGGACGCAACCAUCAGUACGGCCAAGCUCGAGCGUUCUGAUGGCUCCAACGACAGCACGGUUGCGACUGGCAGCGAGUGA